This is a messenger RNA of Brugia malayi, 2382 nucleotides long. RefSeq lists its product as hypothetical. The transcript is spliced from 18 exons. The coding region runs from base 1 to 2382 and encodes 793 amino acids. Lineage: Eukaryota; Metazoa; Nematoda; Chromadorea; Rhabditida; Onchocercidae. Gene Ontology annotation, cellular component: cytoplasm; nucleus. Gene Ontology annotation, biological process: regulation of mRNA stability. Gene Ontology annotation, molecular function: poly(A) binding; metal ion binding. The record is from RefSeq and is a predicted model, not a curated record.
AUGACUGGUGGUAGUGCAGAAGUUUCGAAGAAAAUUCGAGCUGCCAUAAAAGCUAAACUAGAAGAGCUAGGUGUAUAUGUAGAUGAAGAAUUACCGGACUAUAUAAUGGUGAUGAUUGCAAAUAAAAAGGAGAAAACACAAAUGAAGGAAGAUUUGUUACUUUUUCUGGGCAAAAAUUCGGAAAGAUUUGUAGAAUGGCUUUUUGACAUUUUUGAACGUUUACAAUCUGCCACUGUUCUGAAUGCUGUCCAAGAAUCAAGUGAUAGCAAACGGAAAGAUAACGAAAGCAGCGGUCAUCGAAGAGAGCUGGAAAAUUCCAAUAAACGAGAAAAAGAAAAAGCAGUGGACAGAAAGAAGAAACAAGAAAGUUCCAGUUCGAGAAAUACAUUAAAGGAACAUGAAAAAAAAGAAAAAGAAAAGCAGCGUGGAAUGAAAGAAUCUGAAAGAAAAGAAAACGAAAAGCGCACUGGCGUUGCAAAGGUAGUAAAGUCGAAGCCAUCACGUAAAGCAAAGUCGCCUGUUUUGUCUCUAGAAAAGACACACCGUCGGAAAAAACCGGAAAGUCCAGAACGUCGAGCGGCUGCACGUUUUGGAAUGAGACGGGAUGAUAGUGCAAGAAAUGACCGAAAAUUUGUGCAAAUGAGAUCAGAUGGUAGGGUAGAAAGGGAGGCAAGAGAAGAUGCAAAAUAUUCUAAAAGAAGAAAUGAUGAAGAGGAGAAACGAGCCAGAAAGGAUAUUUACGCAAGCAAAAUAUCAGGUGAUUCGGGACAAGAUGCUUUACUACAACGAAAGCGAAAGGCGCAUUCCCGUUCACCAAUAUUAGAGGAAGAUAUUGACGAAGAGGAACGGAUUGCUGCGGAAGAGUCGGCACGCAUUUUGAGAAGCAAAAAGGUACAGUCAUCUGCCGUCGUUAAAUUACCACCAGAGCCAACUGUAAAAUCGGUGUCUUCUCAAGUGGUUGUGAAGCGAAAACUUCCUGAAAAAGAAGUAACGACUAAACAAUCUCGUGGCGUGAAGUCGCUAUUCUUGAAAGCGAUUAAGGAAGCAGGCGAAACAACAAGAGCAGCAAGCCAAAUUGCUGGUUAUGGUAGUGGAUUAACAGUGAAAAAGGAGAAAGAAAUAGCUGAUCAUGGAAAACACAAACAGAACGAUGUGAAUGUUAUGGAUGAGGAAGAGGGUAUUGAAAUCGAUGUUUAUGAUGAUAUUGGUGAUGCUUUGGUUGUUAUGCCGGAUGAAUCAAAUAGUGGAAAUGGUAACAGUCGUUCAAUCGUGCAGACAGUUGAUGAAUCCAAUUUAAGUGAACCAGAAGUAGAAAGAAAACGCAUGCGAACAUAUGGACCAAGCUCUAUAGAAGAACCAAAGUUUUACAUAACUUUAAAAGGCGAUUCAAUCAGCGGUUUGGCUAAACGACUUACAAAAAUUGGUGAAGGAAAUGUUGAAAUUGUUAGCAAAAAGAAGGCAAAAAGGCGUAAGAAUGAAACUAAUCCAAUUUUGGCACAUCUGAAUUUGUCACAACCAAGACAGGUAAAAAGAGAAGCGUCUCAUGAGAAAUCAACUGCCAACAGUACGGAAAAUGAAACAUGCGUGGUAGCACAUUCUAAUGAGGUUUCCAAUAAUUCGAAACCUUUACCCGCUUGGGAUUUGCAAAUACAGCUGCCAGAAGAUGAUACCAGUGAUGACGGUGAUGACGAUGGUGAUGACGAAGCGCAAAUUGAUGCUGUUCUUGCCAGUGCUCAGACUGUUGGUCAAGGUUUUGAUGAGGUACCCCCAACUCCCAUCCUGUCGAGUCCGCUAUUUCGUCCACAGACCCCUCCACCUCAACUUUUCUACAGUACACCACGACAAAAUGUAUUUGCUGCUAGUAGACAGAUAUCAAAUUCAUCAGUAGUUUCAUCAACAGGAGGUGAAAAGCUAAUGGAACGUUGUAAAUUUUGGCCGAAUUGUUCUCUUCAAAAUUGUGUAUAUAUUCACCCGAGUAAGCCUUGCAGCAAUUUUCCGAACUGUUCGUUUGGUGACCGAUGUAUUUACAUCCAUCCGCAAUGCAAAUUCGGUCGUAUGUGUUUGAAUCCCAACUGUGUUUAUGCACACAUUUUGAAGUCAACGACAGCAGCAACAGCAGCUCCAUCAGCUGAGGUGGGAGCACAGGCAUCGCUAAGCUCAGUUACGUCUGCUGCUUCGUACGCUUUGAACAUUCCAUGUAAAUAUGGUGGGAAAUGCGCGAAUGCCAGCUGUAGCUUCAAACAUCCUAAGCUUUGUCGUUUUGGCGAUCGUUGUACGAAUCGUGCCUGUUAUUUCUGGCAUCCUAAGGCUAGUGCUGUUGCACUUCUUAGUGCAACAGGUGCGAAAUAUCGGUGGAAAGCACCAAGCGUAGCGGCAACAUGA